Messenger RNA from Aspergillus calidoustus, 1359 nucleotides. Lineage: Eukaryota; Fungi; Ascomycota; Eurotiomycetes; Eurotiales; Aspergillaceae. The record is from the annotation of a GenBank genome assembly.
AUGAACCAGAAGCUCGUCGAAUCAACAUCCAGCACCGUGUGGGCAGCCGUCUCGCAAUGGCUGGCGCCCAGCAAUGCGGAUUUGGAGUACUGGUGGAAGCUCACUGGCCCGCAAGUCGCGCAUAUGAUGGUGGCUGCUGGCUACUCCACCGAGGCGCAGUACAACGCCCUCUUGUUCCACUACCAUUGGAUCCUUCCCUAUCUCGGCCCCGCGCCCAGAGCCGACCGCCCCCUCAGAUGGAACUCGCUCCUGGGCAACGAGGGCUCGCCCAUUGAGUACUCGUGGAAGUGGAACACGCCGACUGGCAAGCCCGACGUGCGCUACUGCAUCGAAGCGAUCGGCCCGUACGCGGGCCGCCCCCUCGACCCUCUGAACCAGGACGCCUCGCUGGAGCUGCUGCACCGCCUGCAGGAUCUCGUUCCGACCGUUGAUCUGACGCUGUCAAACCACUUCGCCGCGACGCUCUUUGACCACAACCGCGGCAAGUACGCGGAAGAGGCCGCCAACGGCGAGCACUUUACCAGCACCGUCUUCAUUGCCCCGGAGUGGCUGGAGAGCGGGUUCAAUGUCAAGACGUAUUUCCUGCCUCGGCGCGUGGGCGCCACAGCCAAUGCUAAGGGCCUCGCGUUGGCGGACUGGGAGGAGUCGUUCAAGCAGCUGGAUCCGGAUAACGAGGCUCGCCGCGUCGCGUUUGACUUUUUGGCCAACGACCCCGAGGGUCAGGCGAUUACGCCCUACAUGCUCGCCGUCGACAACGUAGUCCCCUCGCAAUCCCGCCUGAAGCUCUACUUCAUCGCCAAGCACAGCAGCUUCAGCUCAGUCCGGCAAAUCCUCACGCUCGGCGGCCGCAAGCCCGUCCCCGAAGCGCACCUCCAAGAAGUCCGCUCGCUGAUCUGCGCGGUCUCGGGCCUGCCGCCGAACUUCCCCGAGGAGGACGAAACCCCUUUCACAGCGGCGCACUACACAACCGCCACGCGCGACAACUUCGGCGCCCUCCCGGAAAUCCUGCACAGCUACGUCUACUAUUUCGAUAUCGCGCCGGGCAAGAAACUCCCCGAUAUCAAGUUCUAUACGCCUGUGCGCGGGUACGGGCCGAAUGACCGCGACCUCGCAAAUAGCCUGAUUGGGUGGAUGGCAGAGCGCGGGAGAGGUGGGUAUGCCAAGGAGUAUAUGAGUGUCUUGGAGACUUUGAACGCGCAUCGCAGGUUGGAGGAUCGCAAGGGGGCGCAUAUCUAUAUUAGUGCACUGAUUAAGAAGGAUGGCCAGCUGGAUGUGACGAGUUAUCUUGGGGCUGAGGCGGUUGAUCCGCUGAGGAGGGAGCCUGCGAGGAGGAGGGGGACGUUUCGGAGGGAUGAGUGA